AUGUGGCCAAAUUUACUGGAAUUGGAAAAGCGAAUGCCGCUGCUGCUGCUGCUGCUGCGGCUGCCAGUUGGUGGUUUGGGCAUAGUAAAUCCGUCGAAUGAGUCAGCCAAUAUGGUUAUCUAUAUGCUGCCCGCAAAGGAUGUGGGCCCGCACACUUGGCAGGUGGGCGUCGACUGUCUGGACAGCUUUGCGCAGAUCUUCUUCUAUCGCAAUCCGUUGGAGCGUUUCACGCGCUCCUACAAUCUGAUGCUGACCAAUGUCUUUAACAUGUCACUGCCCGCCGCUCUGAUACAGCAGGGCUUCAGUAAGCGCAUCAAUGAGGCUAUCAGCGAUCCGAAGAUGCCAUCGGACCGCGAGUUAUUUCAGCUGCGCGUCAUCUCGGAUCAUCAGAACAGGUCGAAGGUCUUUGGAGAGCUGCUGCUGGCGGAUAACUAUGUGAUUGUCGUGGACAGCGUAGAGAGUCUGCACAAGCUCAUGGCACGCUAUGUUAGCCAGAGUCGCUCCUGGAAUCCGGGCGCCCGCUUUCUGGUGCUCUUCCACAAUGCCCAGAUGCGUGACAGGCCCUGGACAGUCGCAUCGAAGAUCUUCAGCGAUCUCAUGAGCAACUUCUACGUGCAUCGUGUGGCGCUCAUCUUUGCCAACUCUUCCACAGACUACAACCUGCUGGUCAACGACUACUACAGCAAUGUUGACUGUCGCGUGCUCAGCGUUCAGAGCGUGGGCCAGUGCUACGAUGGUCAGCUUUAUCCCACACCACAUGCUGUCCAUGUCGCCAUGUCGGACUACAUCAGCGGCUUUAGCCCGAGAAACUGCACUUUCUACGUGUGCGCCUCCAUUGCAGCGCCCUUCGUUGAGGAGGACUGCAUUGUGGGCAUCGAGAUGCGCAUAUUGGGAUUUAUGCGCAGUCGCUUACAGUUUACGAUAAAUCAAACCUGCUCUCGAGACACGCGAGGCGAAUUGGAUGAAAAUGGUAAAUGGAACGGUCUGCUGGGCAAAUUGGAGAAUGGCGAGUGUGACUUUAUCAUGGGCGGCUUCUAUCCGGACAAUGAGGUUGAGGGCAUAUUCUGGGGAUCCGAUUGCUACCUGCAGGACGCGCACACCUGGUACACAAAGCUGGCAGAUCGUCGUCCGGCAUGGCAGGCAAUGGUGGGCAUUUUCGAGCCAUUCACCUGGAUGUGUUUCCUGCUGACGCUCGUGCUGAGCUGGCUCUUCUGGUACGCGCUGGUCACGCUGCUGCCGGAGCCACAGUAUUACCAACAGCUCAGCCUGACUGGGAUCAACGCGCUGGCGGUGUCCAUAUGCGUCGCUGUACAGGAGCGACCCAUUUGCGAGACGACGCGCAUAUUCUUCAUGAUGCUGACGCUGUACGGCAUCAAUGUGGUGGCUGUAUACACAUCCAAGAUGAUAGCCACAUUCCAGGAUCCGGGCUAUUUGCAUCAGCUGGACGAGCUGCACGAAGUGGUCGCGGCGGGCAUACCCUUUGGCGGCGAGGAGGAGUGUCGCGAUUGGUUUGAGAAUGAGGAUGAUCUGUGGAUAUUCAAGGCCUACAAUUCCACGAAAGCGUUCAGGCCACGUACGGAGAAUCUGAAGGAGGUGGAGCUGGGCAUGCGCUGCAUACUGAGCAGCCGCAUGUAUAUACUGCAGAAUCUCCAUGCGGAUGACAUAUACGCCUUUCCUCAGAAUGUCUUCACAAGCCCCAUGCAGCUAAUUAUGAAGGCGGGCUUUCCAUUCCUUUACGAGAUGAACAUGAUAAUACGCUAUAUGCGCGAUGUGGGCAUCAUACAGAAGAUCGACUCGGAUUUUCGCUAUAAUAACACAUACUUGAAUCGCAUUGCCAAGAUGCGACCGGAGUUCGCAGCCACCGUCAUUGUGCUGACCACGGAGCACCUGAAGGGACCAUUUGGCAUACUAAUUGUGGGCAUAUGCAGCGCCUCGCUGACAUUUCUGGGCGAGCUGAUCUGCGGCUAUCGCAGCCAUAGACGCAGGCAGCGUCGACGCCGGCGGGAACGGGUACGGCGGCGGGGUAGCGGCAAGUGGCACAGGGAGCGGCAGCAAGUGCGCCGGGCGGUGGCUCCGGUGGUGCGUUUUACUCCAGUUAAGCGACGCAAAGUCCUGUAA
This is a messenger RNA of Drosophila novamexicana, 2118 nucleotides long. RefSeq lists its product as uncharacterized. The transcript has 2 exons. The record is from RefSeq and is a predicted model, not a curated record. The coding region runs from base 1 to 2118 and encodes 705 amino acids. NCBI's taxonomy places the organism in Eukaryota, Metazoa, Arthropoda, Insecta, Diptera, Drosophilidae.